Molecule: messenger RNA, 1121 nt
Organism: Zingiber officinale
Lineage: Eukaryota; Viridiplantae; Streptophyta; Magnoliopsida; Zingiberales; Zingiberaceae
Product: chitinase 2-like
Exons: 1
Coding region: 13-915 (300 amino acids)
Biological process (GO): carbohydrate metabolic process
Molecular function (GO): hydrolase activity, hydrolyzing O-glycosyl compounds
Source: RefSeq, a predicted model, not a curated record
GCACUUGCUCCCAUGGCUUCCUCUUCCUUCUUGAUCUACUCUCUGCUCUUGUUUUUGAUGGCUAGUUCCUCCGCCGCCGCCCCCUCCAACCUCUUCCGAGAGUACAUCGGCGCCGAGUUCACCGGCGUCCGCUUCUCCGACGUCCCCGUGUCCUCCGGCGUCGAAUUCCACUUCAUCCUCGCCUUCGCCAUCGACUACACCACUUCCUCCUCCCCCACCCCCACCAACGGCCGCUUCAACAUCUUCUGGGACAGCCAGAACCUCUCCCCCGCCGCCGUCGCCGCCAUCAAGCGCUCCCACCCGAACGUCAGGGUCGCCCUCAGCCUCGGCGGCGACUCCGUCCAUGGCCAAUUCGCCAACUUCACGCCCGAUUCCGUCGAGUCCUGGGUCAACAAUGCCGUCGACUCCCUCACCUCCCUCAUCGAGGAGUACCACAUCGACGGCAUCGACGUCGACUACGAGCACUUCCGGGCGACGCCGGCCGCGUUCGCGGAGAGCAUUGGGCGGCUGGUGACGCGGCUGAAGCGCGCGGGGACGAUCUCCUUCGCCUCCAUCGCGCCGUUCGCCGACGACGACGUGCAGAGGCACUACCUGGCGCUGUGGAGCAAGUACGGCCGAGCGAUCGACUACGUGAACUUCCAGUUCUACGCGUAUGCGAGAGGGACGACGGUGGCGCAGUUCUUGGAGCACUUCGAGGAGCAGAGGAGAAACUACAGGGGAGGGCGGCUGCUGGCGAGCUUCAACACGGAGGAGAACCCCGGCGGGCUGACGCCCCAAAAUGGCUUCUUCAGGGCGUGCAGCCAGCUGAAGAAGCAGGGGAAGCUCGGGGGGAUCUUCGUGUGGACCGCCGACACCUCCCUGAGCCAAGGAUUCAGGUACGAGAAGCAGGCGCAGAGCUUGCUGGCUUCCGGUUAACGGAAGGUCGUGUCGGUCGUCUUCUCUGUAGUGGAAUCUGUCGCUCGUCUUCGAUUAGGGGAUCAAUUAUUGUCAUCAGUAUCAUAGUUCGCCGAUCUGUUCGAUAUAUAAAAAAAAAGUAUCAAUAAAGCGACGGAAGGCAGGUGAUCAAAUUGAUAAGAAACCACUGUUCUCGCAGAUUAAAAUACUAAUUUUCUAAACGGAGA